AUGACGCUCCUUCUUUCCAAUCAGUUUGCUGAAUUGAAGGGUGCCGUCUUCAAGAAAUUUGACAGAGAGGGUCUAUUCCAGGUGGCCAUGUCAGAUCUCACAGAACGUUUUCAGCUCUCAUUGAUGCUCUCAAUCAUAUCAAUUAGAAAUUUGGCACAAUUAAACAUGACUCAGUUGGGUCUCGUCGUACCAGAUAGCUGGAAAUCAUGGAAUAAAUGGUUUGGAGCAAUCUUCGGUCCUUCAAUCGUGGUACUUGGAUCAGAAGUCUUUGUUGACUGGCUAAAACAUUGCUUCAUCAUCAAGUUUAACCGCAUAAAGCCUAGAGUUUACAAGAAUUUCCUCUAUGUGUCGAGCACUGACUUCAUGGAAGUGUUCACUUCGAACUCUCAAAAAUCUACUCUGCAUGAAAUCUCAGACUAUGUGAUUCUUGCCAAGAGAAUUGGUCUUCCAAUGUUGUCGUUAUCGAUCUGCUUUUUAAGGAUGACUCUCCGUGAUUUAAAACAGAUUUACGUUCCUUCCCCCAACAUCCUGAGCAUUUUGUCCUGCGGUCUUCUUGCAACACUUACAUUCAUCACUUUGGUAAUCAUUCGAUUAGUGUUGGGUUUAUGGCUAUUGAAAUGGGCAAAAAGUAUCAAGGGCAAGCAUGAAGAAUAUCAAAAGGAGGUUCUGGCUGCUGCUUCAGCCAAAGCAUUCUAUGCCGAGGAGCUGAGUGUGGCUUCCAUGCAAGAGGGCCUCUUCGACUCAGAAAAUAGCAGGGGCGUUGGAGGCAAGUUAGAAGGAGACGAGAAUCUGCAUUUCAGUCUAUACACAGAUCUGAAUUGGUCACGAGAAAUGUCUCCAACUGAUGUCCAUGACACGAUGUCAGGCCGUGUAUACGAUUCAAGCGAUUCACAAAGCGAGAUCGAGCAAUCUUUCAUUCCUGGGAUCCCUAACACGGAAUCAUCCUCCAUCAAUCCUCGCACAAGAGGGUUUUUGUACGAUUACGGGGAGCUGGUCCCACCGAAUGGAGAAGAGCGAAGGAAUGAUAUGGUGAGAAAAAGAGUUAAACUGACUCUGAAAACCUCCCAGGAUCUCGGUGAGCUGUUGAAAGCAGUUCACAGGUAUGAAAUGUCUAGCAAGCGCAUUUGGUAA
This is a messenger RNA of Candidozyma auris, 1131 nucleotides long. RefSeq lists its product as uncharacterized. The record is from RefSeq and is a predicted model, not a curated record. Gene Ontology annotation, biological process: maintenance of protein localization in endoplasmic reticulum. The transcript has a single exon. Bases 1 to 1131 code for a protein of 376 amino acids. Gene Ontology annotation, cellular component: endoplasmic reticulum membrane. NCBI's taxonomy places the organism in Eukaryota, Fungi, Ascomycota, Pichiomycetes, Serinales, Metschnikowiaceae.